AUGUUGAAGCUUCUGCUUAUCCAACAUAGAUCAUCGCCUCACAUCUACAAGUUCCAUUUUUUCACAUUUAGAUCGUUAUCUCAAUCUUCUUCUCCCCCAAAUUCAGCACCUUCGUUGCCCUCUCUCUCGUCUUCUCCGUCUUCGAGUCUGGCCGAAGCAAUACUAAAAUGCAGAUCCGCGGAAGAAGCGCUCAGGCUGUUCGAAACGUCUCCGAGACUGGAGACCUCCAAGACCAAGGAUCUCCGAUCUUUCUCGGCGGUAAUUCACGUUCUAACCGGAGCCCAGAAUUAUUCGCUCGCCAGGUGUUUGAUAAAAAGCCUCAUAGGAGGUCUCAGGCGCCACAGUAAGCGUACCUACAUUUCUAAUAGAGUUUUCAAUGCUCUCGAGGAUAUUCGGAGUCCGAAAUUUAGUUUCGGAGUGUUUAGUCUACUGAUUAUGGAGCUUCUGGAGAUGGGUUUGUUCGAAGAAGCUCUUUGGGUGAGUCGAGAGAUGAGAUGUUCGCCGGAUUCGAAAGCUUGUCUUGCGAUUCUGAAUGGUUUGGUUAGAAGGAGAAGGUUUGAUUCAGUCUGGGAUGAUUACCAACUUAUGAUCUCCCGUGGGUUGGUCUCUGAUGUCUACAUUUACUCAGUUUUGUUCCAGUGCUGUUUCAAACAAGGUUUCUCUUCCAAGAAAGAGAUUCUUCUUGAUGAAAUGGCAUCUUCAGGGAUCAAGCCGAACGUUUAUAUCUACACCAUAUAUAUCCGUGAUCUGUGUAGGGAAAAUAAGAUGGAGGAAGCGGAGAGAAUGUUCGAGUUGAUGAAGAAACAUGGUGUUGUUCCAAAUUUGUAUACUUACAGUGCAAUAAUUGAUGGUUUCUGCAAGGCCGGUCAUCUGAGACAAGCCUAUACAUUGUAUAAGGGGAUUCUGGUUGCUGAGUUGCUGCCAAAUGUUGUUAUCUUCGGCACGUUGGUUGAUGGUUUUUGCAAAGCUCGCGAAUUGGUAGCUGCGAGGAGCCUUUUCGUGCAUAUGGUGAAGUUUGGGGUUGAUCCUAAUUUAUAUGUGUAUAACUGUCUAAUUCAUGGACAGUGCAGAUCAGGGAACGUGUUGGAAGCGACGGGGUUGUGUUCCGAGAUGGAAAGUUUGAAUCUUUCGCCUGAUGUAUUCACUUAUACGAUACUUAUCAACGGGCUCUGUACUGAAGAUCGGCUAACAGAAGCAAAUAGAUUGUUUGAGAAGAUGAAGAACGAGAGAAUUUUCCCGAGCUCUGCGACUUACAACUCGCUGAUUCAUGGGUAUUGUAAAGAAUACAAUAUGGAGGGAGCUCUGGAUUUAUGCUCAGAGAUGACAGCAAGUGGCGUAGAACCCAACAUCGUAACCUUUUCUACUUUGAUCGACGGUCACUGCAAAGUGAGAAACAUAAAAGCUGCAAUGGGAUUGUACUCUGAGAUGACCAUCAAAGGCAUAGCUCCUGAUGUUGUGACGUACACAGCUUUGAUCGAUGCGCAUUUCAAGGAGGCCAACAUGAAAGAAGCACUCAGGCUGUACAGUGACAUGCUUGAGGCUGGAAUCCACCCCAAUGAUCACACAUUCGCUUGCAUAGUAGAUGGAUUCUGGAAAGAAGGGCGAAUCUCUGAUGCCAUCGGUUUUUAUCUGGAAAAUGAACGAGAUGCGACCGGUAAAUCCACUGGUCAGAGUAGCUGCUGGAAUCAUGUGGGUUUUACAUGCUUGAUUCAAGGGCUAUGUCAGAACGGCUACAUUCUUAGAGCUACCAGGUUCUUCUCAGACAUGAGAUCUGGCGGGAUAACCCCGGACUUGAGGAGUUACGUUUCAAUGUUAAAAGGGCAUCUUCAAGAAAAGCGUAUUACUGACGCAAUGAUGUUGCACUGUGACAUGAUCAAAACUGGAAUCUUGCCAAACAUUACGGUGGAUGAAUUGCUAGCCAGACUUUACCAAGAGAAGGGAUAUCUGAGAUCAGCUUGUUUCUUGACCAAUUCGAGUCGUUUAGGAACUAUCAGCUAA
This is a messenger RNA of Thlaspi arvense, 1998 nucleotides long. The record is from the annotation of a GenBank genome assembly. NCBI's taxonomy places the organism in Eukaryota, Viridiplantae, Streptophyta, Magnoliopsida, Brassicales, Brassicaceae.